AUGGCUCGUCAAUUAUCAGUCAUUCUGGUUGCUUUGACCUUGACCACUGCCCUAGCGGAAAACUUCCCAACUCGCACAUCGGCGCCAUCUGACUGCCCCCAAGCGGAUCAGGGGUGCUGGUGCCAUAAAAACUUUGCACAAUGUUGGAGAACGUAUGACGAUUCCAGAUUAACGGAAGAAAUUGGGAGCAGGAUUACUCGAUUAGAGUUGUUGUACCAGCCAAACGAAGAAGUUGUGACCUACAUAAGACGUAUGAGCGCUUUGAGGGAAAUUAGAAUUUCAGAAGACGGAAUGAGCUUAGACUGUUCUUGUGACCUUGUAGACGCCAUGGAUGAUAAAGGGAUAACACUCGUCAACCAGGAUGAACUCGAGAUCCGUAACUGCCGCCAGCAGGGUUGGUCACGUGAUACAAUGACCGCCCGCCCUUUCCUUAUCGAUUGCCGCCGUUUUCGCAUCCAAGACGACGACAGACGUAAAAGGAGAGAUGCUGAACAGGACAGUGAUGAUGUCACUAAAAGGGCAAGUCCUCGGAAAGGCGACAAACCAGCUGGACACAAGCUCAAAGAUCUUGCUCCUAAAGACACGCAUCACCUUGUCAGCAUCGAUGAUGUCGAAAAACACCCCGCUACCGAUUUCUUCAACUUCAUCUCUGGACAUCGUCGGACUCGACGUUCAACAGGUACCAACGAGGAAGUCUCGGACGAUUCUGGACGAAGCGCUCGUAAAAAGCGUUACGGCAACAUGAACUACCCACAACCGAUGAAUCAACCAAUGGGCGGUGGUAACUACCCUGGACAACCACCGCAACAAAAUUACGCUCCUCAAGGAAUGGGUGGACCAGUAGGUGGAGGUGGCAUGGGUGGAGCAGUGGGUGCAGGAGCCAUGGGUGGUCCAGUAGGAGGAGGAGGAGGAGGCAUGGGCGGACCCGUGGGAGGAGCUAAUGGUAUUGGUGAAUCAGUUGAAGAUGAAAUGUCAGUUGAUUCUGAUUACAGUAGCUUAGGAGGUGAAACAACAAUCAGUGCAAAAGUUAUGCAGGACAUUAAGGCGGUGCUCGGUGCCACGAAGAUUGACCUACCAGUUGACAUCAACGACCCGUACGAUCUUGGACUUUUGCUACGCCAUCUCAGGCAUCAUUCGAACCUUUUAGCGAAUAUCGGUGACCCUGAGGUCAGGGAACAGGUCCUCAGUGCGAUGCAGGAGGAAGAAGAGGAAGAGGAAAAUGAUGCCGCCAAUGGUGUCAGGGAGAAUGUCUUGAACAACCUGAAUGCACCAGGCCAAGGAGGCUAUGGUGGUACUCAGGGAGGGAUGCGUGGCGGGGCAGGUGGGGGCAUGAUGGGCAAUCAAGGAAUGGGUGGACAAGGUUACAACCAGGGUUACAUGCAAGGGUAAACCUUAGGUCACAUACCGGGAAUGCAGAUCAGUCUCAAGACGUUUGCAAGAUGAAGAGGCUGCCGUCCUUUAAAAUGAAAAUCAUUAUAUG
Molecule: messenger RNA, 1480 nt
Organism: Lytechinus variegatus (green sea urchin)
Lineage: Eukaryota; Metazoa; Echinodermata; Echinoidea; Temnopleuroida; Toxopneustidae
Product: bindin
Biological process (GO): fusion of sperm to egg plasma membrane involved in single fertilization
Source: RefSeq, a predicted model, not a curated record